Molecule: messenger RNA, 817 nt
Organism: Colletes gigas
Lineage: Eukaryota; Metazoa; Arthropoda; Insecta; Hymenoptera; Colletidae
Gene: mRpS9
Product: 28S ribosomal protein S9, mitochondrial
Exons: 8
Coding region: 28-717 (229 amino acids)
Source: RefSeq, a predicted model, not a curated record
GUCAGAUGGUGUUUACCUCGUGUGAACAUGGCUCUGACAAAGUUUAUACGUUUAUUAAAUGCUAGAAAUGUAAUAAAUGUUAAUAAUAUUAGAGAAGUUGGAGACAAUAUAAAUACCAAGCGACUUUUGAGUAUAACGUCGAAAUCGUAUAGUACCAUCAAUAAUGAAAUUGAUUAUGUGGUAGAGGAUAGUUUUCCAAAUACAUCGAAUAAAAAACUAAGUAAAGCUAUGAAAGUGUAUUUACAACAAGCUAAAGAUUAUAAGGAAUUUCUGAAGAAAGAAGCAAUAUCUUAUGAUUUAGGAAAACGACAUUUAGCUAAUAUGAUGGGUGUAGAACUUGAUGAUUUGACGGAUACCUAUAUUGAAAAAACAAUAGAAUAUUUGUUUCCUUCUGGUUUAUAUGACUGGAGAGCACGUCCUAUGAUGGCUCGUCCAGAGAAAUUAUUUCCAAAUAAGAAGGAAGCAGAAUUUUCUGAAAGUGGUAGACCAUAUAAUUUCCUGUUUUAUACUUGUAAACCUGUUUAUUAUGAAAUACUUUAUAAUAUUGCAGACUCGAUAAAACUUUUGAAUAAAAUGGAAGAUGACAAAAUUGCUAAGAAGCAGUUACCUUCCGCUGAGGAGAAAUUUGAUCCAAUAGGAUCAGAUUGGUUAUUACAUAAACAAAUAGAAUCUAAAAUAAUGGAAACAAUUAAAACAGAACAAUUGAAUGCUGUAUGAGGAAAAAUUCAAGGGGAACGGUUAAAGUGUUAGGUAAUGGAACUGGAAAUAUUACUAUUAAUGGGAAGAAUAUUUCAUACUUUCAGGACAUGCAAUGCCG